ACUCUUACAUUGAAGUUAUAUAGUUGUUGUUAUAAUAUAAACUCAUUUAUUGUUCUAUCAUCAUCAUCAUCAAAGUUUAUAGCAAAUUUUCAAUAUUCAUACAAGUGAACAAAAUGGGUCUUAUAGGAAAAAGUUUUGCUUCAAAAUUGAAAAACAUAACAUUACUUGGAAUUUCUAGGAUUGCAAUUUUGAAGAAUCAUCGCAAAGCUAAAGCUUCUUAUGCUCACUAUGAUAUUUCUCAACUCUUGAAACUUGGUUACUAUGAUCAAGCUCUUCUUCGUGUAGAACAUUGGAUUGUAGAGCAAAACAUGUUGGAUGCAUUUAUCAUGAUUGAAGAUUAUUGUAAUGUCCUAAGAGAAAAAGCUCAAGUACUUGAAAAUAAUAAGGAGUGUCCCAUUGAUCUCAUGGAAGCAACAUGCAGCCUUAUAUUUGCAUCAUCAAGGUGUGGCAAUUUUCCAGAAUUACACAAAAUCCAAGAGAUUAUGACUUCAAAAUUUGGGAAAGAAUUUGCAGAUCAUGCUAUUAAAUUGCAUAAAAACAAUGGAGUGAACUCUAAGAUGAUUCAAAAGCUUUCAUCAAGAUAUAUCACAAUGGAAACCAAAAUGAAUGCUAUGAAGAAAAUUGCUCUAGAGAUAGGAGUUACUUUGCCUUUAGGGAUGGACACUACGUUGUCAAAUAAGGAAAUAUUGAAUGCUGACCAGACGAAAAAUAAACUAGAAACCAAAAUUUGUAGUAGUGUUGAAUCUAUUGAUGAUGUUAAACAUGAAGACUCUCAACAACAUGAUUCUAAUCAAAAUGUAAAUCAAGAUGAGAAUCUAUUUGAUGUGAAUGAGGAAGAUAUUCAACAUGAUCCUAAUCAAAAUGUAAUUCAAGAUAAGAAUCUAUUUGAUGUGAAUGAGGAAAAGAGAAGGAACAAAAAUGCUGCAGAAGCUGUUCUACAAGCUUUGGAAUUAGCAACUUUGGAGAUAAGUAAAUACUUAAAUCAUAAACAAGAGGGUGUAGUAAUUUCAAAAAGAAACUAUAGUAUUGAUCUUAAAGAGGAAUCUCAAUUAAGUCAAAAUCCAAGAGAUGAAAUGAUAACACAAGAGAGUGCAACAAUAUUAGUUUUAAAGGGAAAUGCAAGUAGAGAAAGUGACAUGGUUGGUGAAUUAAGCUCAUACAAGAAUUUGGAUGGUUAUAAUGAUCAUAAAAGUGAGUUUGAUGAAGCUAGAGAAAAUGAAGAUUUGAGUGAAGAAAAAACAUACCCUUCUUCACAAGCUAUUAGAUGGAAUCCACAUAGGUCUCAAAGUAAUGUUGAUGUGAAUCUCAUGGUAAGAAGACAUGUAAAGAAAAUGCAUACACAUCAUGAACAUUUGGAUUGGAAGAUGAUGUCGGUGAGAACCAGAUGAGCACACAAACAAAACCAAUAUUUUUAAAACUAGACCCUCGAUUGGAUAUUAGUUUAGUUGAACCAGAAUGAACCGCAUU
Molecule: messenger RNA, 1467 nt
Organism: Vicia villosa (hairy vetch)
Lineage: Eukaryota; Viridiplantae; Streptophyta; Magnoliopsida; Fabales; Fabaceae
Exons: 5
Coding region: 114-1388 (424 amino acids)
Biological process (GO): protein transport
Source: RefSeq, a predicted model, not a curated record